Daucus carota subsp. sativus is the source of this 6649-nucleotide messenger RNA. RefSeq names its product phosphatidylinositol 4-kinase alpha 1. Gene Ontology annotation, molecular function: 1-phosphatidylinositol 4-kinase activity. Bases 247 to 6294 code for a protein of 2015 amino acids. The record is from RefSeq and is a predicted model, not a curated record. The transcript has 27 exons. Gene Ontology annotation, biological process: phosphatidylinositol-mediated signaling; phosphatidylinositol phosphate biosynthetic process. Gene Ontology annotation, cellular component: plasma membrane; cytoplasm. NCBI's taxonomy places the organism in Eukaryota, Viridiplantae, Streptophyta, Magnoliopsida, Apiales, Apiaceae.
AGAAAUGAAAAAAGAAAAUGAAGGAGACAGUAAAGGCACAUUGCUUUCUUGUUUCAAGGCAUAAAUUUUGGAUGGGUGUCCAAACCAAAACUCACAAAGAAAUGGGCAACGGCAAACGAACAACACCGACGUAAAUACGACAUUUGGAGCGUGAUUUUCAUUGUUACAUUGUUAAUGUUGACCAAGCUAGCUGAAUUUUGAGAAGAGUGUUUAAUUGAUUGGUUCUGGAUCAUUGUUCGUAUCGUUAUGGAGGCUUUGAUCGAGCUCUGUGACUUGAUUUCUCACAAUCCUGUUAAAUUUGCGGACAAGCUUGCUUGGAUUUGUGGCCGAUGUCCUCCGCCUGAUGCUUUUCGAGGUCAAUCGCCUAGGGUUACACGGUCGCAGCUCAAUGCUGUGCUUGCCCUGGCUUUGUUCCUUUCGAAAUGUCCUAAUCACCAAGACUCGCGUCCCAGGCUUCUUGUUGUUGAGUUUCUGAAGUCGAUUACGGUGUCCUUUAAUUUGUCGUUUUGGCCACAGUCGUUUAAUGCUGUGGCUGUUGGUUCCUUUUACAAUGAUUUCUUGAGUUAUGUUUGUAAAGCAACCGAUAUGUCGUCUGAAUUAAGCAAAGACGUUGCAGGAGUUACGGGAGAUAUUUUGAUCUCGGCAUACAACACGAAAGAUGGGGAUAUAGGGACUAUAAAAGCUUUCUUGAAUGCCUUGUCGAAAAACUUCCUUCCCAUUCUUCCUUCUGAUGUUGAUAAGUUAGUUACUAUACUAAUGAAUUCUUAUGAUAAUACUUUCCCAAAUUCUCCCAGAGAUUUCCCUGAUGGCUCUCCCUCUCAGACCUCACCGCCUAGUUCCUCUUCUAGUGGUACAAAUUCAGGGAUAGUAGAUACUACACCAAAGGGGUCGGGGGUGAAUGGCAGCAGCAGUGCUUGGAAGAGUACUGUUGAUCUGCUGGGUACUGCUGUUGGGUCCAACGAGGGAGAGCUAGCCUCUUCCCAAAAAUUGAUUGCCUCUUUCGAGAAGGAGUCUGUUGAUAACCUUGAAAAACAAGAAACUGCCUUUAAAUUAAUUGGGCACAUAUUGGAUAAAUCCCAGAUUGAUCAAAAGCUUUUGGAACAAGUGAGACGUAUUGCAAAAGAGCAAAUUCAGUCAAUGCUGGCUUUUCUAAAGAUACAGAAGUUUGAUUCUUCGGAGCCAAAGUCUUUGUUAAAAGUUAGAAUCAAUACAAAGCUCUCAGUUUACCAAGCUGCAGCUGCGUUACAAAUCAAGAGUCUCACAUCUAUUGAUUCUGAUGGAAAAUCAUCAAAGAGAUUAUUGCAUGGAACUCUUGCACUUUUGAUAGAAGCUGCUGAAGCAUGUUUAUACUCUGUAUGGCGAAAAUUAAGAGUUUGUGAAGAGCUUUUUGGUGCAAUUCUUGCUGGGAUCUCUCAGAUUGCUGUUACCCGCGGAGGUCAGCUGCUGCGUGUUCUUCUCAUUCGCUUCAAACCCCUUGUUCUUACUAUGUGUGCUCAGGCUGAUACCCGGGGAAGCAACCAUGGAGUCAUGUUUGAGAGUGUUUUGAAGACAAGUUGUGAGAUAAUUGAAUUCGGCUGGAGCAAGGACCGGUCACCAGUUGACACAUUUAUAAUGGGUUUAGCUACAAGCAUUCGUGAACGUAAUGAUUAUGAAGAAGAGGCUGGUAAAGAGAGACAUGCUGUUCCCACAGCGAAGCUAAAUAUCAUACGCUUGCUAGCUGAUCUGAAUGUCCGUGUAAACAAACCUGAAGUCAUAGACACUAUAUUGCCUCUAUUCAUAGAAAGUCUGGAGGAGGGUGAUGCUUCAACACCUGGCUUAUUACGUCUCCGACUUCUUGAUGCUGUUUCUCGCAUGGCGAGUUUAGGUUUUGAAAAUUCCUAUCGUGAAGCUGUUGUUCUGCUGACACGAAGUUAUUUGGGUAAGCUUUCGAGCAUUGGAUCUGCUGAAAGUAAAACAAUGGUGCCAGAAGCCACUACAGAACGGGUUGAGACUCUUCCCUCAGGAUUUCUCACGAUUGCUAGUGGUCUCACCAAUACAAAAUUGCGGUUGGACUACCGGAACCGUCUGUUAUCCUUGUGCUCUGAUGUAGGUUUGGCCGCCGAGUCCAAAAGUGGAAGCAGUGGGGCAGAUUUUCUUGGGCCGUUACUUCCUUCUGUAGCCGAAAUAUGUUCAGACUUUGAUCCAACGGUGGACGUGGAGCCUUCACUUUUGAAAUUAUUUCGCAACUUGUGGUUUUACAUUGCUCUCUUUGGACUGGCACCUCCUAUACAGACAUCACAAGCUCCUGCAAAAUCUGUUUCUACUUCACUUAAUAGUGCGGGCAGUGUGGGUUCUGUUUCUCUUCAGGCAGUGGCUGGACCAUACAUGUGGAAUACGGAAUGGUCUUCUGCUGUUCAACGCAUAUCCCAGGGAACUCCGCCCCUGGUUGUCAGUUCAGUGAAGUGGCUUGAAGAUGAAUUAGAACUUAAUGCUCUUCAUAACCCUCAGAGUCGUCGAGGGAGUGGCAAUGAUAAGGCUGCAGUAACUCAAAGAACUGCUCUUUCAGCUGCUUUAGGAGGACGGGUAGAGGUUUCUGCUAUGAGCACAAUCUCAGGGGUCAAGGCAACUUAUCUAUUGGCUGUAGCCUUUUUGGAAAUAAUAAGAUUUAGCAGCAAUGGUGGCAUCCUUAAUUGUGGCCCCACUUCGACAGCUUCUAGGAGUGCCUUCAGCUGUGUUUUCGAAUACCUAAAGAGUCCGAACCUUAUGCCAGCAGUCUUCCAAUGUUUGAGCGCAAUAGUUCAAAGAGCUUUCAGUACAGCUUUAUCAUGGCUGGAGGACCGUGUAUCAGAAACAGGAAAUGCAGCUGAGAUUAGAGAAUCUGCUCUUUGUGUGCAUGCGUGCUUUCUUAUAAAAAGUAUGUCUCAGAGGGAAGAGCAUAUCCGAGAUACUUCUGUCAGUUUGCUAAAUCAAAUUAGGGAGAAGUUUCCUCAGAUAUUAUGGAAUUCUGCUUGUCUAGAUCUUCUCCUGUUAUCAGUGCAUAAUGACCCACCUUCUGCUCUUGUCAAUGAUCCUGCUUGGAUAGCUACUGUACGCUCUUUAUACCAGAAGAUUGUGAGGGAGUGGAUCAUUGUUUCACUCUCUUAUGCUCCAUGCACGAGCCAGGGUCUUCUUCAGGAAAAUCUUUGUAAAGCAAAUACUUGGCAAAGAGCCCAGCCAACGACAGAUGUGGUUUCUCUUCUCUCUGAAAUAAGAAUUGGUACCGGUAAAACUGAUUGCUGGACUGGCACCAGAACUGCUAAUAUACCUGCAGUUAUGGCUGCCGCUGCUGCUGCGUCUGGUGCCAAUUUUAAAUUAAGUGAAGCUUUUAAUUUGGAAGUCCUAGGCACGGGUGUAGUCAGUGCGACAGGGAAGUGUAAUUAUGCUGGAGAAAUUGCUGGCAUGAGAAGAUUAUAUGAGAACAUGGAGAGUGUUGAUGGACAGGAUUCAGACACUUCUAUAAGCUCUGGCAUUGGUUCCAGUGUUCCAAGGAUCACUUCUGGAGGAUAUUCUGAACAAACCCAGCCUAGAAAAGAUUCAUUUGACGAAUUACUACUUAGCAGGUUUGUUCGCCUCAUUCAGAAAAUUGUUUACACGGCUGAAAAAGGCGGAGAAGUUGACAAGGCAUCAUUUCGUGAGACUUGUUCUCAGGCGACAGCAUUGCUGCUUUCAAAUCUGGCUUCAGAUCCUAAAUCUAAAGUAGAGAGUUUUUCUCAACUCCUACGUCUUCUUUGCUGGUGUCCAGCAUACAUAUCCACGCCCGAUGCUAUGGAGACUGGUGUAUUUAUCUGGACGUGGUUAGUGUCUGCUGCACCUCAGUUGGGCCCUCUGGUGCUUGCCGAGCUUGUUGAUGCGUGGUUGUGGACAAUUGAUACUAAGCGAGGUCUUUUUGCAUCAGAAGUGAGGUACUUUGGACCUACUGCCAAAUUAAGGCCUCACCUGAUUCCUGGGGAACCAGAAAUGCAGCCCGAAAAGAAUCCUGUUGAUCAGAUAAUUGCUCAUAGGCUUUGGCUUGGUUUUCUGAUUGAUCGUUUUGAGGUGAUUCGUCAUGAUAGUGUUGAGCAACUCUUGCUUCUUGGUCGGAUGUUACAAGGAUCAACAAAGCUUCCCUGGAAUUUUUCACGCCAUCCAGCGGCUACUGGAACCUUUUUCACUCUAAUGCUUCUGGGGCUCAAGUUUUGCGCUUGCCAGUCCCAGGGCCAUCUUCAGAGAUUUAAACCAGGGCUUCAGUUGUUGGAAGAUCGAAUUUACAGAGCUUCCUUGGGAUGGUUCGCACAUGAGCCAGAAUGGUACGACACAAAUAACACGAAUUUUUCACCAAGCGAAGCUCAGUCUGUUAGUGUAUUUGUUCAACAUCUCUUAAAUGAACGAGUAGAUCCUCCGUAUCUUGAUGCAAAAGGAAGUAAACAUGAAAACGGGAGCUCUUUAAAUGACGCGAACGAUCAGCAUCACCCGGUCUGGGGGCCAAUGGAGAAUUAUGUGUUGGGGAGAGAGAAAAGGAAGCAGCUACUUCUGAUGCUAUGCCAACAUGAGGCUGAUAGGCUAGAAGUUUGGGCUCAACCUAUCAACACAAAGGAUAAUAGUUCUUCUAGGUCAAAAAUUAGCUCCGAGAAAUGGAUUGAAUAUGCAAGAACGGCAUUUUCUGUGGAUCCUCGAAUUGCCUUAUCUGUAGUUGCAAGGUUCCCGACAAACUCUUCUUUGAAGGGUGAAGUUACUCAAUUGGUUCAGUCACAUAUAUUAGAAAUCCGCAGCAUCCCUGAGGCUUUACCAUAUUUUGUUAGUCCGAAGGCUGUUGAUGAGAAUUCUGCUCUACUUCAACAAUUGCCUCACUGGGCUGCCUGUUCAAUUACACAAGCAUUAGAGUUUCUCACACCAGCUUACAAGGGCCACCCGCGUGUUAUGGCUUAUAUUCUCCGAGUACUGGAAUCUUAUCCUCCUGAGCGAGUCACGUUCUUCAUGCCCCAAUUGGUGCAGGCAUUAAGAUACGAUGAUGAGAAAUUAGUUGAAGGGUACUUGCUUAGGGCUGCUCACAGGAGUGACAUAUUCGCGCAUAUUCUGAUAUGGCAUUUACAGGGCGAGUCUUGUGAACCAGAGACUGGGAAAGAGUCAAAGGAGAAGGAUGCAGCGGUAGCCUUAAAGAAUAGCGCCUUUCAAGAACUACUUCCCCUGGUUAGGCAACACAUUAUUGACAGUUUCACCCCGAAGGCCCUCGAUAUUUUUCAAAGAGAAUUUGAUUUCUUUGACAAAGUUACAUCUAUAUCUGGAGUACUCUUCCCAGUUCCAAAGGAAGAACGGAGAGCUGGUAUUCGUAGGGAGUUGGAAAAAAUUGAAAUGAAUGGAGACGAUCUUUAUCUGCCUACAGCGCCUAAUAAAUUUGUUAGGGGUAUUCAAGUUAAUAGUGGAAUACCAUUACAGUCGGCAGCUAAAGUUCCUAUUAUGAUCACAUUCAAUGUGGUGGAUAAAGAUGGUGAUCCCAAUGAUAUUAGGCCACAAGCUUGCAUUUUCAAGGUUGGAGAUGAUUGUCGACAAGAUGUACUCGCUUUACAGGUUAUAUCUCUUCUAAAGGAUAUAUUUGAAGCUGUCGGACUCAAUUUAUAUUUAUUUCCUUAUGGUGUUCUCCCAACUGGGCCUGAAAGAGGGAUCAUUGAGGUUGUGCCGAACACACGAAGCAGAAGUCAGAUGGGCGAGACAACAGAUGGUGGUCUAUAUGAGAUUUUUCAACAGGAUUAUGGGGCUGUCGGUUCUCCCAGUUUUGAAGCUGCACGCGAGAACUUUGUAAUUAGCAGUGCUGGUUACGCUGUUGCGAGCUUGUUGCUACAACCAAAAGACAGGCAUAAUGGAAACUUAUUGUUUGACAGUGUUGGUAGGCUUGUUCACAUUGAUUUUGGUUUCAUCCUGGAAACUUCUCCUGGUGGAAACAUGCGUUUCGAAAGUGCCCACUUUAAGCUGAGUCAUGAGAUGACUCAAUUACUAGAUCCUUCUGGUGUGAUGAAAAGUGAGACUUGGUACCAUUUUGUGAGCUUGUGUGUGAAGGGUUACCUUGCCGCUCGUCGACAUAUGGAUGGAAUUAUUAACACAGUAUUGAUGAUGCUAGACAGUGGAUUACCCUGCUUCAGUAGGGGUGAUCCUAUUGGAAAUCUUCGAAAGAGGUUCCAUCCUGAGAUGAGUGAGCGUGAGGCAGCUAAUUUUAUGAUUCGGACAUGCACUGAUGCCUAUAACAAGUGGACCACUGCUGGCUAUGAUUUGAUACAAUAUUUGCAGCAGGGCAUAGAAAAAUGAGCCAGGUCUUUUGGGUCGUCAUCUGAUGUGUACAUGUGUAUCUAUGUUAUUUAAUCAGCUGCUGUUCUUUAUAUGUGAUAGGCACAAUUUUUCGGAGGAAUUACCCACUAUUGUUGUGAAAGCUAUCCAAGCCAGGAAAAGUAGGUAAAUGAGUUUCUUGUUUGUGGGCAGUGGAAUUUCCUUGUUGGCGGAUGUAAAGAUAUAGUUUGUAGGCUUGUAACUCGUAAUUUUCAAUGAAAUUUGCAUUUGCUGGAGCAGAAUAUGCAGCAGCAAUGGGACAUCCUUUUGUACCCAUUGUUGGUGCGACCUCAAUUGUUUAUGUACUACCAUCAGCGUGGUGGACACAAUUUUCGUC